CCGCCCCCGUGAGCAGAGGAGGGAGAGGGCGGUGAGUGAGUGAGUGAUGGGGGAGAGGAGAGCCCAGCACUAGCCCUCGGGGCCGGAUGAGUGGAGCCCGGGUGUCCCGGCGGUGGCGGGGCAGGAGGAGGGGGCGAAGGAGGUGGUGGCGGCGCUGAGGGGGCAGCGGGGUUGGAGCCCUGAUCAUGGAGAUCGAGAACAUCGUGGCCAACACGGUACUGCUGAAAGCCAGGGAAGGAGGGUGUGGCAAAUGGAAUGGACGCAGUAAGAAAUGGAAGGAGAUGCUAAAGUUACCACAUCUCAGUUCUUGUGAAGAUCUUAGACAUUCAAUCGAAAAAAACUAUAACCAGCUCUGUGACAAGCAGCCAAUAGGGAGACUUCUCUUCAGACAGUUCUGUGACACUAGGCCAGAUCUGAAGACAUGCAUUGAAUUCCUGGAUGCGGUGGCCGAGUAUGAAGUGUCUUCAGAUGAAAAGCGUAAAGAUUGUGGUCUGAAAGUUUUAGACACAUACUUCACUAACGGGUCUGCAGCCCACUUACCGGAAAUACCUCAGGAUGCAGUGAAUGAAUGUAAAACAAGACUGGAGCAGAACCCUUGCAAAGAUCUUUUUAAUGACUGCACUAGGGUUGUCCAAGAUUAUUUAAGUGGAGCACCAUUUGAAGCUUACCAACAAAGCAUCUAUUUCUCCCAUUUUUUACAGUGGAAAUGGUUGGAAAGGCAACCAGUAACCAAGAACACAUUUAGACAUUACCGAGUACUAGGCAAAGGAGGAUUUGGAGAGGUAUGUGCUUGCCAAGUGCGGGCAACAGGAAAAAUGUAUGCUUGUAAAAAGCUAGAAAAAAAGAGAAUAAAGAAGAGAAAAGGAGAAUCGAUGGCAUUAAAUGAAAAAAGAAUUUUAGAAAAAGUGAAUAGUAGAUUUGUAGUUAGUUUAUCCUACACCUAUGAGACUAAAGAUGCCCUUUGUUUAGUAUUAACCAUUAUGAAUGGAGGGGAUUUGAAGUUUCACAUUUACAACAUGGGAAAUCCUGGCUUUGAUGAAGAAAGGGCUGUUUUCUAUGCUGCAGAGCUCUGCUGCGGCUUGGAGGACUUGCACAGAGAGAGAAUUGUUUAUAGAGACUUGAAGCCUGAAAAUAUUCUCCUUGAUGACCGUGGACACAUCAGGAUUUCAGAUCUUGGAUUAGCUGUGCAGAUCCCAGAAAGAGAGAAAGUCCGAGGGCGAGUUGGAACAGUUGGAUACAUGGCUCCAGAAAUCCUCAACAAUGAAGGCUAUACAUUCAGCCCUGACUGGUGGGGGCUUGGCUGCCUAAUUUAUGAAAUGAUUCAGGGACAAUCACCAUUCAGGAAGCGUAAGGAAAAGGUCAAACUGAAUGAGAUAGACCGAAGAGUGAAGGAAGACCAGGAAGUGUACUCGGACAAAUUCUCAGAGGAGGCAAAAUCCAUCUGCAGGAUGUUACUUGCCAAAGAUCCAAAGGAACGAUUGGGGUGCACUGGAGACGGACCUGCUGCUGUAAAGCAGCAUCCCAUUUUCAAGAAUAUUAACUUCAAGAGAUUGGAAGCAAACAUGUUAGAACCUCCGUUUUUACCAGAUCCACGUGCAGUGUAUUGUAAGGAUGUCUUGGAUAUAGAGCAAUUCUCCACAGUAAAAGGAGUGAACCUGGAUAGUACAGAUGAUGAUUUCUAUUCCAAAUUUGUUACAGGUUGUGUCUCAAUCCCUUGGCAAAAUGAGAUGAUUGAAACAGAAUGCUUUCAAGAGCUCAAUAUAUAUGAAACUGAUGUCACCUUCUCAACAGACCUAGAUACAAGCAAAGAUACUCCUAGACCAAAGAGAGGCUUCUUUCACAGACUCUUCAGGAGAGGGGUCUGUUUUAAAUCUGGUUACAUUGAUGAUGAAGAGGAGUCCUCUAGACUCUAAAUCAGAUAAUUAUAGCCCAAAAAUAAAAGGAUGAAUGAACUCUGAAUAUUUUUAUCUAUGUAAAGUGUAUUAGAAAUUUAAAAAAUUAUGUAUGGGCUUUCAGAUAUUGUAUAUUUGUACUUUAGUUUAAAGUGUUAAGAUGUAUAUUUUCACUAAAUCUUUAUUGUACAAAAGCCAUGAGUGCCACUUAAGUGUAAGUGUGUGAUAUAUUAUAUAUUUUAACUGGAAUAAAUCUGGAAUUACUUAAGGGUUUUAAAGUACAGAAACUUAUGCUAUCUGUGAUAUGGAUGUUACUUGGCUUUGGGGAUGAUUUUGUUGUUGUUCCUGGCAACUCUACUGAACGGCACUGUUUCUUAUUCCUCAGAAUAUUAUUUAGAUUUGUUCUCAACAGUAGACUUGUUAUACUGAUUAGUAUUAAUAUUUCUGGUGUUAAUAACACUUCAUUUCUGUUUACUGUCAGAUUGCACCCUAAUGUAGUUCCCAAGUCAUUUAAAAUGAAACUGUAAGAAAAGAAGGAAUGAGUUCAGUGCACUGUGACCGGUUUCUGUAAAAUACUUUUUACAAGUUUGGAUUUAAAGACUGUUUGUUUGUCUCAAGUAGUUCUUGUUUUGUAUAUUGUGUAUAAUAUGUAUUGCCUUGUUUUUGCAACAAACGUAAUUUCUCCAAACUUGGAUAUCAGAGACAGUAAUAGAUUUCUGACUCUGUGUGUGUGUGUGUGUAUAUAUUCUCCGAUUUAUCAGAAAGAUAAAUCAUUUCUCUGUAUCUUUUUAGAAUAAUUGCCUUUCUAUUCAUAUCUUUGUUAGGAGUGAACAUAACAGGAAUUCCAGAUUUUUUUAGAAGUAGUAAUUUAUGGUUUUGGUCUAUAGCUUUCCCCUUCCCAACUUUAGAUAUAGCUUAUCUGAGUAAGGCCUUUGUCUACACUGGAAUCAGAACCAUUGACUAUGUUUUGAAUAUUUCAUGGUUAUUGCUAACAGGAUUUCCCUAACCACUGUGGACAGAACUUUUUUCCCUGAGAUUGUUAGCCAACUCCAUGCUAUAGGCUUUCAUUUAUAGUGUGCAUUGGUAAGUCAGAAUCACGAAAUGGUAUGAUCUGAUCUACCACAUAAUACCUCCUUGCUUAUUGCUAUUGUAUAUACUUAAGUUUUGAUGAGUGUUGACUAUGAUCAUGACUACUGAGAAAAAUAAAAUUAAUAAUUAAGUAUCUUUCUGUAUGAACUCUUAAACACAUCAAAAAAAAAAUAAUUCCAUAAGAAACAAGCCCCACUGAUAUUCUUUCGUAAAGGUGGAACUGGUACUGCUGCCUGUAGAUAUGAUAGUUCAAGACUUCCCAUUAUAAGACAGUUUUUUUUGUUGCUUAUAACUUUGCCAAAUUUUAACAUUCUUGGCUGAACCUAUCCAACCCAGCUGUCUGCCUGACUCUUUCUGUCUACCUACUAAAAUUGUUCUAAGAUGUUUCUAAGAUCACAUUAAGAUCCAAACAACACAUUUUGCCCCUGUUAUAAAUAUUCUUACAACUGUUUCAUUGAGAGGCUGUAGUGCUUCCACAUGUUGGAUCAAGAACUUGAAAUCUGGGCAGCGCAGUUUACCCCAGAGCAGGGAUGUGCCUUUGCCAUCCCCAGAAAAACUUACCCACAUUUGACCAAGUUAUAAGCCUUUGAAAAAUUGAAGUUUGUGCAUGCUCAGAGACUUCCUUGACAGCUAAAUUUUCUGAAGAUUCCAGCUGCGCUGAGCAUGCUCCAUUCCCUUCAAGCUCGUGUGUGACAACUGGACUGCAUAUAUGCCAUUUUCACAGAGCAACUGAGCAUGCUUCAACCCAAGGCUCGGAACAGGACUUUUCCUGCAAAUGCUGCUCCUGGCUGCUGGGGGUAAUUGUAACCCAUGGGCACGUGAACUGAAACCAGAGAGACGCUCCUGUGAUCUCAGUACUCCCAUUGCUGGCACCCAGGAAGUAUGGAGAAGUAGAAAAUGGCCAAAUUGGAAUGCACAGAAGUGGGAAAUGGGGGCAAGAAGGAAUGUGAGGGGGUUGCGGGAAGCAGAGGACGAAGGGGACAGGAGCCAGGGGACUGGAGUGUGGAUAGACUCAGAUGGAGAAUGAGCAUGAGCUGGGAUGGUGCACACAGGAGCAGAGGGAGACAGAGAGGCUAGGGGUAUAGGAGUAAGGGCAUAACCAUUGGAGAAUUUGGGACAUUUACCAGAUAGAGAACAGUGGUUUUGCUUCUCUGAUUUGAUUAAUAUAAAUGUUACGUUAAAACUUCUGGUUUUUAGUGUAGUGAUACAAAGGUAACAUUAACAACGGUGGACAUAUGGAGUGACGUAUGGACUUAAUAGCAGUUUAGAGCAAUUUGGGCAAGAAUACCAUGGCCCUAGCCUGAGAGGUUUUAAAUGAUGAAAUCACAGGUAUCAGCUUUAAAAAGAUUAAAGAAAAUAGUAUAUUUUUAUUUGCCAUGCAUGUCAAGCUCUCAAAAUCAAAUAAGAUAUUAUCUUUUUAAUAUAGACAGUACCUUAAUUAGGAAAUCAACUACUAUAACCCUUACUCUAUCUGAUCUAAACAAAGUUAUAUUUCCAUAACACGGGACAGCAGCUAAGAAACUAAGAGUGUUAAAAAUGUUGGAGAAUUGAAAGAUUUGCAGAAAGUACAACAGUGACUUCUUAUAACAAUCCAUAGUAAAUAGCAAGUGACAUCACCCCUUCUCAAUAAUCUGAGUUCUUAGUCAUUACUCACCUAAGUUGGGAAAACAAGGCAAGAUGCAUGCAAGGCUUCCAUUGACUUCAGUGGGACCUGUGCUGAGGCACUCCUGUAGAAUUUGGACCUUGUGGUGUAACUAAAAAAGUAUCUGUAUGAGCAAAGUUUCAAAAUUAGGGAAGUUGUAACCUAAAUGAUGCUUCUGUUCUCUCAGUUCCACCAAUUAAGAAAAAAAAUUGCAGUUCCUCACUCAGACUGACAGUUAAUGACACCAGUUGACUGGGAGGAUGCCCUGCCUGCUCUUGGGCCUCCCUCAGAGAGAGAGGCUAUGUUUACAAGCAACCUUUCAAAAGAAUUGGCUGUUCUAGUAUUUAACAUCUCAAUCAAAUGAACGUUACUGCUACUUCCUACUGCACUCCCACCCAUUGAUGUGUUCCUUCUUAAUUCUUCAUAUGGACCAACACAUACCUACUGUAAAUUUGCUCAAGAAAGGAAAUAUUGUUCACAUUUGGGCAAACAAGGAAAAUUUAAUUUUUAAUCAUAAUUGUUUAAAACUUUGCCACCUGUGGAAAUUUUAGGCCAUUGGUAAAGGGGCAUUUUUUUUUCAAGCAACAGCAUGUUGUUUUUAUAAAUGGGAGUUUUAUCUAAAGUCUAAUGUUUUGAGCAAGGGUCUAGCUGUCAAGAUUCCUGGGUUUUAUUCCUAACUAUGUCAGAAUCUAACCUUUAGCAAAUGACUAAUCUAUAUAAACAUCUCUAAAAUGUGCAUGCUAUUUACUGUAAAGGAGUGUUGAGGUCUAACAUUGUAAUGCUUGUGAGAUCUGUGGAUGGAAGAUGCUAUAUCUCAUUUUGUCUGAAGUGAGAAGUAGCAUCUUUUUUUCCUUAUCCCAAAGGCUGCUGUGUCUUGUCAGAUAAAUUUGUCAAAUUUUCAUAGCUUACCAAUUGAGCACCUUUCAUUUACCUAAGCAGUAAAUUAAAUUUAUUUGAGCAUUCGUUAAAUUUGUUUAACUUGUGUGUUAUUGCACUCUGAUUGUUUGCAAGGUCUAUUUUAAAAUAUAUAUUUAUAGGGCCAAAUUCACUAGUGCAUUCUGGCUACUAUAUGCCGUUCAAGCAAUACAAAGCAGCUGAAAAUCUGGUGUAACUGACCACUUAAAUUGGGUUUGCAGCUGCUUUGCGUUGCCAGAGUGACGUACAAUGGCACAAUCGUACUAAUGAAUUUCGACUAGAGUGAAGGCUGUAUUUUUUUGCCAUGAGGGAGUUAUAGGUUUUUAACAUUAUAUCCAUGAUUUCUGAGGCUUGUGGAUAGAUGGAUGUAACAAUGAACAGUUGAAUCAAUUUUACUAAGAACUUGGAGUUAUCAAAUUUAAAACUUCAUCUGCAAAGGGAGGUAGAAACGGAUGGAAAUCCAGUACUAUCGAGGAAUCUGUACAGUGCUGCUGUCCCUGCUGCCUUUGCAGAGACAAGCAAAUUGUGCCAUAAAGGCAGGAUUUAGAGUCUCUUGCCAUCUUUCCAUGCUACUUCUGUGCACUGAGGGCCUGAUCUUGUGCCAUUUAAAUCAGUAGACGUUUUAUUGUUGACUUCAGUCGGAGCAAGGUUGGGGCUCUAGUGGGCAAGCAAGGGGAAAUGGUUCUAAAUGGGUUUUACUCUUCUGUCAUGUUUCUAUAAACACUUAUGCAUAUGCUAAGCUUCAUUACUCUGAAUUUCCCCACUGGGACUGCUCAAAGCCGUAAAGUUAAACAUAGGCAUAAGUGUUGCCAAGAUUAGGACCUAAAUCACGUUUCAGUGUGUUUAAAUUGACAUUUUGUGACAAAAGACAUGAAUUUGUCUUUUUGCCUCUUAUUCAGUGAGCAGACUGACUUUUGUAUCAUUUAUUAUGGCAGAGCACUAGCCUCAGCGCUUUAUAUAAGGAGUUAGUAAACUAAAACUGUCACCAUUGCAAACAUCUAAAAUAGUAAAAGUAACUAAGAAGACAUAAAAUAUGAAGAAAUACUAGUUAUCAGAUAUUGCCUAAUGUAAUUCCAAUCAUGAAUUAGAAAGCCACAAACCAUAAGUAUAAAUGUAACCUGUUUACAUAUGGUACAUGGAUAUCAUCUUCCUCUGUUAUCAUUAGGUGGUAAUAUUGAUUAAAUGUUCUCAUUGAAUUUCUUGUUUUAACACUUCUUGGAGGUAAAUUUUGAAAAGCACUGAAAGCAGAAUACUCAUGGUGGGAUAAAUUACAAUUUUUUUCUGUGAACUUUGCCUUGAUUCACAGCUCAUGCAGUAUGUAGAACUUCAUGACAAAUAAAGGAAGGAAGGACUGAAGAGUUCUGUUUGUUUAUAUGAACAUGUCCCUUUAGCUUUUACUGUGAAGUUGUACAAAAGCCAAAGCAAAUUCCAAUCUUGCACUGUUGUAGAUUAGGAAUAACUCCAUUGUAGUUAAUGGAGUUACUUCCAUGUAAAACUAGUAAACGAUAUCAGAUUCAAAACCCCUGUGUUACCCACAAGGCUAUAAUAAUGGCAAACUAAGGAUCUAAAAUAUUAGGCCUGAUUGUGCUCUUAUAUUGUGUAAUUGAUUUCAGCGGAGUCACACCAGUGUGAGAACAUAAUCAGUCUCCUUUUGUCUUUGUUUUGUGUUCUCUAGUAUUUUUUCCUGUAUGUCCUUAAUGUCCAUAUGUAAAUAUACAUGUUUAACUUGUAUUUUCAAAGCAGUGAAAUAAUGUGCUAGUAACUAAGAAGUUUUCAUUAUCCUAUCCUGUGACCAACAAAAUGGAGUCUUCAUGUCUCAGGCUGUUUUUGUUUCUGUAAAGAGUUCUUCUGCUUCUUUGUUGUUGGUUGUUGAUAUAGCACUAUAUGUCUGUGUUCACAAUAUCUAUACAAAAGUCUCUAUUUAAAAAGUCAGCACUUAAAAUUACUGCACCACAGUAUAUGAAAAAAUUGUGGUAUCUCAGGCAACAUAAUGUAGUAGCUAUUGGUGAAUGCUGCGUAUUUUCCUCAAGUUAGUUUUAAGCUUUAGUUAUGCAGCCCUAUUCCCAUAUAGGAAAGAAAAUUGCUUUAGUUGGCUAAUUUGAGAAACCAGUUAUAGACUUUCCAGAAGAUUAUACUUACUGAAGAUGAUUCUUAAAGGGUGCAACUAAUUAAGCUGUGCCAGUUGGUUCCAAUGUGGUAUUUGUUGUGUCUGCAUUAUAAAUGCUGAAUCCAACUUUGCACAGUGUAGAGAAAUUUCUCAUUGUGUCACUAAUGAAAUCAAAAAGUACUGUUCACAAGAUUCUAGAAAAAUGUCAUCAGAGACAUUAGAUCUUUGUUUUAGUUCUGUAACAUGAACUUAAUAUUAAGUGAGCAACUGUAUGAAGAGCUGUAUUUGUUUCAGUUUCCAGAAAAACUAGAGUAACUUUCUUUUGUUACACAGUUGACCAAUCAGCACAACAGCUCCUUCUAGUACGUUAAUAAAAACAGCAUUAAAUUGAAUUCUGGUUCUGUCUGACUUGAAUGAUCUGGAUGCUUUCUGAUGAUAAUGUUAUCUCUUAUGAAUGUCUGCACAAUGUCCAUAUUUAUUGUAUUGUCCACAUGGAGUAACUUACUAAGUUUUGAGCACGUGUAGGUAGCUCUCCUUUCUUCUUUGCAUAAUGAUGCUAAUAUAUCAGAAUUAUUGUUCAAAGUAUAACCAUUUUCAUUGCUAAAUGUGAGCAACAUAAGUUAUAAAAGUGUCUUCCAACCACUAAAGUGUUCUUGUAUCAGCAGCUUUAUGUUCUAUCAAGCAUUUUUUAUGACUGAAAUAAAAGCAAAACACUGUCACAUAAACAGA
This is a messenger RNA of Dermochelys coriacea (leatherback sea turtle), 8374 nucleotides long. RefSeq names its product G protein-coupled receptor kinase 4 (gene GRK4). Gene Ontology annotation, cellular component: cytoplasm. NCBI's taxonomy places the organism in Eukaryota, Metazoa, Chordata, Testudines, Dermochelyidae. The record is from RefSeq and is a predicted model, not a curated record. Gene Ontology annotation, biological process: regulation of signal transduction; signal transduction; protein phosphorylation. Bases 186 to 1913 code for a protein of 575 amino acids. Gene Ontology annotation, molecular function: G protein-coupled receptor kinase activity; ATP binding. The transcript is spliced from 16 exons.